Messenger RNA from Schistocerca nitens (vagrant locust), 1784 nucleotides. RefSeq names its product dipeptidase 1-like. The record is from RefSeq and is a predicted model, not a curated record. NCBI's taxonomy places the organism in Eukaryota, Metazoa, Arthropoda, Insecta, Orthoptera, Acrididae. Gene Ontology annotation, molecular function: metallodipeptidase activity. Gene Ontology annotation, biological process: proteolysis. The coding region runs from base 136 to 1401 and encodes 421 amino acids. The transcript has 11 exons.
GCGGACGGACGCAGCGCAACGUCACAGACGCCAGCAGGCACCGCCGCGCCGCGGGCCACGGGGGAGACGCACGCCGGCGGCGACGACACCACGUGAAGGAGAGCGACGUCCCGCUGAGUGGCGCUCCGGAGUGGGAUGCCGGCGUGGGCGGCGGUGGCGGUCGCGGCGCUCCUGCUCUGCCGCCUACCGGCGGGCCAGCCCAGCGACGGCUACCACCUCACCACAGACACCGAGCGGCGCGAGAAGGCGCGCCAGGUGCUCGCCGAGGCGCCCCUGAUUGACGGGCACAACGACCUGCCCUGGAACAUCCGCAAGUUCGUGCACAACCAGUUGCGGGAGUUCAACCUCGCGGCUGACCUGCGCUCCGUGCAGCCGUGGUCGCGCAGCGCCUGGUCCCACACAGACCUGCAGCGACUGCGCAUGGGGCUCGUCGGCGGGCAGUUCUGGGCAGCGUACGUGCCGUGCGAGUCGCAGCACCUGAACGCCGUGCAACUGACUCUGGAGCAGAUAGACCUCAUCCGGCGGCUCAUCGACAAGUACCCAGAUCAGCUCAUGUUCGCUGCCUCUGCUGACGAGAUAAUGUCGGCGCACGCGGCACGCCGCAUCGCCAGCCUGAUCGGCGUGGAGGGCGGCCACAGCAUCGGCAGCAGCCUGGCCGUGCUGCGGGUCCUCUAUACGCUAGGGGUCCGCUACAUGACGCUCACCCACAGCUGCCACACGCCAUGGGCAGACUCGUCCUCCGUUGACCACGAAGCCAAGUUUCCUGAGCACGGCGGACUCACUCAGUUUGGAAAGGCGGUGGUGCGCGAGAUGAACCGCCUGGGCAUGAUGGUGGACCUGUCGCACGCGAGCGUCGCCACCAUGAAGGACGCGCUCGCCACCAGCCAGGCGCCCGUCAUCUUCUCGCACUCCAGCGUCUACGCGCUCUGCAACAACUCGCGCAACGUUCCCGACGACGUGCUGCACCAACUGGCGAGCAACCGUGGACUCGUGAUGGUUACUUUCUAUAACUACUUCGUGAAAUGUGGGCCAAAGGCAUCAGUUUCCGACGUAGCAGAACACAUUAACUACAUUAGAAAUUUGAUCGGAGUUGACCACAUCGGCGUUGGAGGCGAUUUCGAUGGAAUAAACAUGACGCCGCGCGGCCUGGAAGACGUGUCCAUGUAUCCCGAGCUGUUCACGGAGCUCCUGAGGCACGGGCACUGGCCGGAGGAGGAUCUGAAAAAGGUGGCUGGCCUCAACCUUCUCAGGGUCUUCAGGGAGGUUGAGAAGGUUCGAGACGAGAUGCGCGAGGCAGGAGUCCAACCUUCGGAGGAGCUGAUCUCCGAGCCGGGUACACCGGGCCCCGCGUCGCCCUGCGCUUUCGACAUCAGCCGCGCUGAGCGCGAGAUGGAGCUGUGACGCGCGGCGCGCUCCGCCUGCGACCGCCGCAGCCCCUGCUGCAUCCGCUACCCGCGUCACUUCCCAGGGGACUGCCGCGCCGACGCCGCCGUCUCUAGCGUCACCACCGGGUCUGCGGUCCUCGGCUUCGGCAUCCGUGCAGACGCUGCUGGCGUCCUUCUCAUCCACUAGCAGCGGCCGUGUGAGGAGUGAUUACAGUGCACGCCGUACCUGUGCUGGAAAUGGAGCACACGAGCGGAGCAUGUGACUCCUGUUCUGAAAACGUGGAAAGUUUCUUGCAGUUGUUACCAUGUUCACUGUCACAAGACAUAAAUAUUUCCAGUCUGAUUUUCAGUGAAUCAUACAUUUCAGCUGUAAUCGCUAAUAAGUAACGAUUGACUGAA